AGCCACCGUUCUCGCUCACUUCCAGCUUCCUCAUCCCCAUGGCAGCUUGCAGAGAGACAUGGCUUUCCCUCUGCCUCUUGGCUCUCCAUCUUGCCCUUUCUCUCCGUGCCGUCCCAACCAACAAGCCUCCUCCCAAAACGUACAUCGUCCAUGUGGCCAAAUCCGAGAAGCCCGACUCCUUCGCCACCCACGUCGAUUGGUAUCUCUCCACCAUCAACUCGGUGGCCGCAACUUCUAGCGAGUUGGAUGCGUCGACGGAAGCAGAUGACCCAGCUGAUCGGAUCGUCUACAGCUACGAGACCGCCUUCCAUGGCUUCGCCACGAAGCUCGGCGCCGACGAGGCGGAGCGGCUGGAGAGUGUUCCCGGCGUGCUCGCCGUCCUCCCGGAGACUGUCUACCGGCUUCACACGACCAGAAGCCCGGAGUUCCUGGGCAUCGGCCCUGAGGACAGCAGCAACAUCUUCACCACGGCGGCGUCCGCCAACCACGACGUGUUCGUCGGGGUGCUCGACACUGGAAUAUGGCCUGAGAGCCCGAGCUUCAGCGACAAAGGCAUGCCGGCCGUCCCUGCGCGGUGGAAAGGCGCAUGCGAGGCCGGCCGGAACUUCACCCACAGCAACUGUAACAGAAAGAUCGUCGGCGCCAGGAUAUUCCACCGGGGUUACGAGGCCUCGGCGGGUGCCAUCGACGAGAAGAGCGAGCUCAAGUCCCCAAGGGAUCAAGACGGGCAUGGGACGCACACCGCCGCUACAGUCGCAGGCUCGCCGGUGCGGGGAGCGAACCUCUUCGGCUACGCCACUGGCACCGCUCAAGGUAUGGCGCCCCAUGCGCGGGUCGCGGUCUACAAGGUCUGCUGGACCGGUGGGUGCUUCAGCUCCGACAUCCUGGCGGCGGUGGACCGUGCGGUGGCCGAUGGGGUGGACGUCCUCUCCAUCUCCCUCGGCGGCGGGGUCUCCGCCUACUACCGUGACAGCCUGUCAAUUGCUACGUUCGGUGCCAUGGAGAUGGGGGUGUUCGUCGCCUGUUCUGCGGGCAACGCCGGCCCUGACCCGAUCAGCCUGACCAAUGUGUCGCCCUGGAUCACCACCGUUGGCGCGAGCACGAUGGACCGAGAUUUCCCGGCCAAAGUCGGGCUAGGGAACGGGAUGAACAUAACCGGCGUCUCCCUCUACAAGGGUCGUCAGAACCUGUUGCCCUCGCAGCAGUAUCCUCUGGUUUACAUGGGCGGCAACUUGAGCAGCCCCAACCCGAAGUCACUGUGCCUGGAAGGGUCUCUGGAUCCUCGCGUCGUCGCCGGGAAGGUCGUGAUGUGCGACAGGGGAGUCAGCCCCCGCGUGCAGAAGGGCCAGGUGGUGAAGGAUGCAGGAGGAAUCGGCAUGAUCCUGGCCAACACCGCCGCCAACGGCGACGAGCUCGUCGCCGACAGCCACCUCUUACCGGCUGUCGCGGUGGGAGAGACUGCCGGAGAGGAGAUCAAGCGGUACAGCAAGGCCAGCGCUCGCCCGACCGCAACGCUCACCUUCGAGGGGACCAAAGUGGGAAUCCGCCCGUCUCCGGUGGUGGCGGCGUUCUCCUCCAGGGGGCCUAACAUCCUCACGCUGGAGAUCCUCAAGCCCGACGUGGUAGCCCCCGGCGUGAACAUUCUGGCGGCGUGGACCGGCGACGCAAGCCCCUCAAGCUUGGCGGCGGAUCACCGGCGUGUCGGCUUCAACAUUUUGUCCGGGACCUCCAUGUCAUGCCCACAUGUCGGAGGGGUAGCCGCGCUGCUCAAGGCCAGCCAUCCUGACUGGAGCCCAGCCGCCAUAAAAUCUGCUCUGAUGACCACCGCCUACGUCCAUGACAACACUCACCAUCCACUGAAAGAUGCGGCGACGGGCCAACCGUCGAGCACCUACGAUCACGGCGCCGGCCACAUACAACCUCUGAAAGCUGUAGAUCCAGGACUCGUCUACGACAUAACUCCAGAAGAAUACUUCGAGUUUCUCUGCAGUCAGAAGCUGACAUCAGUGCAGAUGAAGGUCUUCACCAAGCAUUCCAACAGAACUUGUAAGCAUUCAUUGGCUUCUCCAGGAGACCUGAACUACCCGGCCAUGUCCGCCGUGUUCCGGCAGCAACCAGCCACCACGCUGACGCUGCAGAGGGUCGUGACGAACGUUGGCCCCCCGGUUUCAACUUACAGCGUCAAGGUUAGCGCAUUCAAGGGCGCAGAUGUGGUGGUCGAACCCAAGACGCUCCACUUCACGCGUCACAACCAGAAGCUAUCUUACAAGGUGACCUUCAGAACCAUUUCGCCUCAGUCAUCACCUGAGUUCGGAGGCUUGACAUGGAGCGACGGGACCCAUGUAGUCCGAAGCCCGGUCGUGGUGACAUGGCUGCAAUCGCUAUAACCUUGUGCUGGUGUCAGUGGGAAGAAAGCUUGACCGGAAUCAUGAUGAUAUGUCUCUCGCUGUAGGCCUGAAAGUCCUUCCUACAAAGACAUGAGAUUGCUCGAGUGUGGAAAAUAUCGUAUGAUUGUAUCGAGAAUCAUAAGGUAGCGAGCUUGCUGCAUGCAGAGUGUUUCCAUCACAAUAAAUGAUGCUUCAUCGAAAUGUUUGCUCUUA
This is a messenger RNA of Musa acuminata subsp. malaccensis (wild Malaysian banana), 2600 nucleotides long. RefSeq names its product subtilisin-like protease SBT1.3. Gene Ontology annotation, molecular function: serine-type endopeptidase activity. The record is from RefSeq and is a predicted model, not a curated record. Lineage: Eukaryota; Viridiplantae; Streptophyta; Magnoliopsida; Zingiberales; Musaceae. Gene Ontology annotation, biological process: proteolysis.